Sorghum bicolor (sorghum) is the source of this 1745-nucleotide messenger RNA. RefSeq names its product cytoplasmic phosphatidylinositol transfer protein 1. Bases 341 to 1228 code for a protein of 295 amino acids. Gene Ontology annotation, biological process: phospholipid transport. The record is from RefSeq and is a predicted model, not a curated record. The transcript is spliced from 10 exons. NCBI's taxonomy places the organism in Eukaryota, Viridiplantae, Streptophyta, Magnoliopsida, Poales, Poaceae.
GUCCUCCUACAACUUCAGUUUAGCACUUUAUAGAUAAAAUCCGUUUUGCCAGUUCCAAAGUCUGAACUUUUGUGAGUAGCAUUUCAGGUAUUGUGCAAUGCUGGGAGAACAGGAUUCCACAUCUAUAGGAGGGCAUUAGCGUAAUAAGAAGUUUGAAGAUUAAAAGUUGUUCCUCCGCUACGUCCAUUGCCUUCUUCAAGCAACAAACAACAUAAGAACUUCUUCAAAAAACAAACAACAUAAGAACAGGAAAACAGGCAAGAGCCUUCCUCCCCCUCCUUCUCAGUAGCAACUCAGAAAACCAUCAGAAUUGCUGGUCUUGCUUGGUACUACGUUUGCCAUGGUUCAGAUCAAAGAGUUCCGGAUCGUCAUGCCCAUGUCGAUGGAAGAGUAUGAAAUAGGCUUGAGCUACACCAUCAUGAAGAUGGAGCAGCAAAACACAAAUAGCAAGGAGGGUGUAGAAGUACUGCGGCAAGUCCCAUUUGAGGAUGAGAAGCUUGGCAAGGGGCAAUUUACCUCAAAAGUUUAUCAUUUGCAGAGCAAAAUUCCAUCAUGGAUGAAGGGCUUUGCACCUUCCAGCGCUCUCACAGUGCAUGAGGACUCUUGGUGUGCAUUUCCAAAGAGCAGAACAGUGAUCAAGUGCCCACUUUUCAGCAAAUGUUCACUCACCAUUGACACUGUAACCAGACCUGACAACGGUUGCUCUGAAAAUGUGCACAAUUUGACCAGUGAGCAAUUAGCCGCAAGAGAAGUUGAGAUCAUCGACAUCGCAUCUAUAUCACGAGACUACUGGAGUAAGGUGAUCGGUGCUCCGAAUGUCGACCUGACAACCUUCAAGUCACAACGAACAGAACGAGGCCCUCUUCUGAAGGGAUGGAUGGAUUCGUGCGUUCCGGUGAUGACCACAUACAAGCUGCUGAUCAUGGAUGCUCCUAUAUGGGGCCUCGGCGAACGGCUCGAAGAUUGCAUCAUUGCGGGGGAGAGGGCGCUGUUCUUGGCAUGCCACCGGCUGUGCUUCGCGUGGAUCGACGAGUGGUACGGCAUGACCAUGGAGCAGAUCCGAGAGAUGGAGCGGCAGACCGACAUGCUGCUCAAGAAGCUGAGGCGUUGCUUCAUCGCAGACGCUGAAAAAGCCCGGGAAGGCCGGGAGCAAGCACGAGGGCAACAAGAAGACGCUCAAAGACGAGAUAGUGGCCGUGGGGAGCUGCACGUAGUGCUAGACUGCUAGUUUUAUGUGACGGACCAUUGAUUCCGUUGACAGCCUAUCGCCGUUGGGGGCGGGGUAUUGGCGGCAGAAGCCCGACGCGCUGUACAUGGGAUGUCAGUACUCAGUAGUAUGUCAUAGAUUAGGCAUGUGUAAUGUGUCCACAUCUGUCUGGUAGAACUGAAGAACAUAUGCAUCGCUGUAUGUAUGCAUACAAUAUAUAUACAGUACAAUCAAGGCAGGCAUUUGGGGUUUGUCUUUAAACCACCCAAAACUAGCAAGUUAGCUCGUGCAAAUAGCGUAGGAUCUCUUAUAGCCAAGCUAAGGUUGAUGUGGAGGAGAGAAAGAGGAGAGAGAUGAUAGUUUGGCUCUUAUGUAAGCACCAAGCUGAGCACGGAUGCAUAGGUAGUAGUGGGACCAAAUAGUAAGUGUUGUGAGAAGGAAUAGGAAAGAAAAUGUGUUUUAGAGACAAGUAUCAGACAACUUAUUGUAUAAAUUGGCUUUAAUCACUUGAUUUAUAGCCAAACACUUGGCUCUAUUA